AUGAAACACAAAAUACCAACUUUGGAUCUACUCAAAACAACAAGACCAACUAGUAGAAAUGAUUCAAGAUAAUAAUCUCAUGUGUCUUUUAGAAUUACAUUACAGACUCCUAAAACUACUGUACGCUAUAAUAAUCCAUAAACUUCAAGAAUAAUAGAGUAAUCUAUACUUAAAAAUGAUAUUUCUUAACUCAAAUCUAAACAUCGUAAAGCCAAGACUGAGACUGAUCCUCUUGUAUUUUGGGAUCAGGUUCAAAACUUUGGACACUUGAGAACCAUAGAACCACCUAAAUUUAAUCAGGAGAAGCAAACUUAAUUGUACCAAAAACUUAAAAAAAUGAAAAUUGAAAAAGAAGAAAAAAUUAGAAAAGAAUAGGAAGAAACAGAAAGAAUAAAGAUUUUAGAAUUAGAAAGAAAACAUAAGGAGUAAUAGGCAUUAGAAUAAGAAAAAAAAAGAAUGGUGGAUUCUUAAAGAUAUUAAGAGUAUUUGGCUGAAAGAUACAAAAUUGAUAGAAGAUUCUCAAUUUUCACUUUAGUAAAUGCCUUAAUGUUAAGAAAAUUGCAUUCUAAACCAACUUCUUUUAGAUUAGCCAAAUUGAUUGCUAAUCAAUAUCUUAAUCUCUUAAAUUACAAAGCCAUCUUACACAAAAUUACAAUGUAGUAAUCCUAACCAUUAUAAAUCUCUUAAAUUUUAUAAGGAAAUGCAGAAUAAUUGGCAUAAUUAAAGAAUGUAUAACAUCGAUUGAAUGAAGGUUUAAUAUUAAGAAGAAAACAAACUAGAGUAUUCUUGAAUAAAUAAAAAACAAUCUAUGAAUAAAGUCUAAUUCCACCUUAAUUUUCAGAACCUGUACUUAAACGUAUUCGUUUUCUAUAAGCUUGUCUAAGAUUGAAAGUGUUUAAAUUAAAUAAAAAAAAUGUUGAACCAAAACAAAAAGUAAAAAGUAAUAGAGUACAUCCAAAUAGAGUCAAAGCACUUAAAAAAAGAUUGGAUGAUAUUGAUUUUAUAAAAGCCAAUUCUCCUUCUUUCAAUAGUCCAUUGUCAUCACCUGGAUAAACUGUUGCUAAUCCAUUAGGUUUAUUUUGUACACUCUAUAAGGUUACUGAUACUCUGAAAAAUUAUGAUAGAAUUAAAACUCAAAAAAUGAUACAAAAAACUAAUGAUUAUUUAGUUAAGAGAGUAUAAUCUUUAUAUUAUCCUGUUAUAAGAUAUGUCUCUAUCUUCUACAAAAAUGUUGUUGUUUGGUCAAUUUAAUAUUCUGAUAUUACUUUAGAUCGAACAUGUAUAGUAUUAUUUUUUAAAGGUGAAGGCAGAUCUUAAUAUUUUUAUCGUUUAGAUAUUCCAAUAGGAGCAAUAUAAAAAGAAGAUAUUGGAGAAUAGAAUUGUAUUACAGUAUGGCCAACAGUUCGUGAUUAUCUUAUGAAUUAUUUAGAAUUGAAAGGAUAAUUGGCUCUAUUAAUAUAAACUAAAUAUGGAUGUGCAAAGAAUUAUAAAUUGAAUUUUAUUUAAGGUUUAUCGAUGCGUUCUAGAAAGAAUAUAACAGAAGAUGAUAUUAAUGCUAUAGUGGAAACUAAAGAAAUUCUAAAUUAUCUAUAAACAUCAUAAAUAGUUAGAAUAAGAAAGAUAUUUGGAUCAGUUUAUGAAUUAUUACCUUAAUUUUAAGAUUGUAAUCUUUUGUCUGAUACAACAUAAUAUAUUUUGAAUUUACCUCUUGUUCAUGAUACAAUUUUACAAUUAAGAAUACUAGAACAAUAGAUCUUAGAAUAUAGACGUAACAUUUAUAAAAAACCAUAGGAUUUAUCUACAAGAUAUAAGGAUUUCAUUGAAAGUAAUAAAAGUAUACUCAAUUAAAUUUUGGCAUUCCGUUUUGUACAUAACAAUAGUAUGUUCUUUUAAGAUUAAAUGCUUGAAGAUAUUUAUGAUUUAUCUCAUAAAUCUAUAUAUAUACAAUGUACAACAAUCAAUAUAUAAGAUAUAUUGAAUCAUUAUGAUUUUUAAAUAUGUAAUUAAAUCAGUAAAUAUUGUUUAAUAAGUUUACAUUUAACAUUAAAAAGUUAAUUUCAUUUUGAUGAUUUAUUAUUUAAUGCAUAAAAACAUUCAGUUAGAACAGGAUUUUAAAUUAUAUCUAAUUUUUUUGAUGUAGAUUAUUCACAUUUUGAUUGGAAAUUUAAAUAAGAAUAUUUUAAAGUAAGAAUUGAAGUAACAGUUUUUGAAAGAGAUAAAUCAUUAAAAUGGAGUGAAAAACAAUUAUUUUAAGAUAUCAAAUAAUCAAGAAAUGAACGUGCUUUUAAACCAUUGAAAAUGAAUUUGGAUGAUUUCUGUAAAUUAGGAUAAGCUUUAUAAGAAACUACAUUUAAUAAUGGAGACAUACAAUAAUGUAAUUUUGAUUAAAUUCUUAAAAAUAUUAUAUCUGAAUAAUGUUCAUAUUCAUAAGUAGCUGAUAUUGUAUUGAAAAAUGCAUUUACUUUAGAUAUAAAAAAUAGAAAAAUUAUUAUCUAACCUAAAUAUCUUCAUAUUUUAUCAAAAACUCAUAAUUUUAUUUAAAAGAUGGAUCAUUAAAGUCUUUACAAUAAAAUAGAUUGUGUAUUUAAAUAUAGUGUAUAUCCAAAUGAAUAAAAUGAUAUAAGAAGAGGUUAUGAAAAUAGAGAGAAAGAGAAUCAAAUAGCAUAAUUAUUACCUUUUAAUAAAUUAUUUUAAGAUAUAAAUCAAAUUGAUAUGAGAAUAACAGUUGAAGCUCGAAAAAUUGAAUAAGUUACUGAUUAUGCCUUUGAUUUUUAAGAUUAAUGGAGUGAUUUACAUAAAUAAACUAUGACAUACAAUAAAUAUUAAAAUUUUGAAAUGUUUUAAAGAAAGUUUUUAUUUAUUGAUUAAAAUAACUACAUGAAGAUAAUUUAUAUAAAAUAACAUCAAUAACCUAUCAUAUUGUAUUUAUAUGAUUAACAUUUAAUACAUUAAAUUUCUAAUUGUUAAAGAAUGAAUAAAUAUUAAAAAUGUCAAAUCUUAACAGGAAUCAUUCGUGUAUUAUAUUCCCCUACUUCAUUUUUGUAUUUGAAAGAUCAUCAAUUUUACAAUUAUUUAAAGGUCUAAUUACCAAAUUAUCAUCAAAUAAAAGUUUUAUUAGUUAGUAAUUCAAAAAAAUUAUUAUAAUAUUUAGAUAGAUUAGAUUAUAUUUAUAUUUUAAAGUUAUGGAAUAAUUAAUAAUGUUAUGUACAUGUGAAAGUAUAUUAUUUAUAAGAUCAUAAAUAAUAAAAAGGUUCAGAGAAAAUAUAUGUUUAUGAUGAUGAACAUUUAUUUGUGAGUGUAGAAUUAUAUGAAUUUAAUUCAAAAUUGAAGAAAUAUAUUUUAUUAUUUAAUAAGUAUGAUUUAGAACUUUAAUUUGAUGUUGAAAAAUAUUUUGAUUCAAACAUCAUAUUUAAUUGGUGUAAGGCUAUUAUAUCUAAUACUAAAUUUGAUAAGAGAUUCUUAUAUAGAGUACCUUAGAUUAUGAAAUACAAUUAAAAUUAGUCCCCUGUUAAUUUAAAUAAAUAUAUGCUUAAUUCAUUUUUUAAUAGAUAAUAAUCUAUUAAUGUAAAUUAUAAUGAAAAGGUAACUAGAUGUACAUUUAAUGAAUUUCCUAAAAAUAACUUUGAUCAAAAUAUUACUGAUAAGAAUUAUUUAAAUACUGUUCAUAGAAUUUUUAGAGUAAUUGGACAUUAUAUUUAAAAGUUUUAUAUAAUUAAAUAAAAAAAUAAAAUAAAAAUAAUUAAUGAAAUGUAAUUUAAAGAAUUAAAGAAUAUCAAAUUAAUUAAAUAAGAAUUUGUAAUUAUUUCUAUUCUUGCUCAUACUUAUUUAGACAUGUUUUAAAUACUUUAUUACUUUCCAAAAAGUAAAAGAAAAUUGAUGACAUAUAUUAACAUAUUACAUUUUUAAGAAAUGGAUUUUAAAGAUCAUUUGAUAUUCAAUUUGAUUGAUAAUUCUUAAUUUCUAGAUUACAAUGAUUUAUCUAAUAAAGAGAAAGGUAAUCAUAUAAAUUAAAAAAAACAUCCUUAAUUAGAUAUGAAUUUAAUUUAGAAAAUCAAAUUAAUAAAGAAAUCUGAAUAAUCCCCUUUUGAUUUAUAAUCAGCAAGAUAAAAGAAAAAAUUACAUUCUAGAAUUGGAUUUGCUUAGAUAAGUAAUGAAAUUUUAAUGAAAAAUAAAGUAAUUAAGUAAGCUAUUAAUCAAAAUAAUUAAAUUUCAGAUAAUGUUAUGAAAUUUUUAGGAUUUACAAGAAAAUUACAUAAUAAUGAAGAUAAUCAUGAUAAAUUGAUUGAAAUAUAGAUAUGGAAUAGAUUAAUAAAUGAAGUAUUUCUAUUAAAUUUAGAACAUGAUAAGAAUUUUAAUAGUUUCAAUACAUUAAUGGAUAGAUUAAUAGAAACAUUUGAAGAUAUUUCGGAUUAAAAAAUAAAAAUUAUAGGUAAAGAACAUUUAAUGAAAAGAUAAUCAAUGGAAAAUUCAAGAUAUAAUUAUAAAGUGUAAACAGAAUUAACUGAGAAAUUUGAAAAAUUGAUUAUUAAUAAUCAUGUUAGAGUUACUCAAUAAUUCAAAUUUUCUAAAAGUAGAUAUAUUUUGAAUACUAAUUUCUAUGAUAGUUAGAUUAUGGAAUUUAUAUGUAGUGCAUAAUUUCGAAUUGAAAGAUUAGGUUCAGCUUAUGUUGAAUGUUUCUUAGAACCUUUGAAUAAUAAAAGAACAGAUAUCUUAAAACCUUUGAAUCCUAUGCCAUAUUCAUCAUCUUCUAAUUACAAUAUCUAUUUUAGAUAUUAUUGUUUAACCAACUAUUUCUUUAAGGAUAUAAGAGUCAAUCUUAGAGAAUUAUUGAAUUUAUUUAUAGCAGAUGGUUUUUUUAAAUCUUAAACCAAUUAUAUGAAUAGUAAAUUAUCAAUUUCAGAUAUUAUUAAUAUGUGUCAUUAUUUAACUUACAAAAUUAAAACAUAAAACUAUUUAAAUUUAUCAUAAUUGGCUUUGCAACAUUAAGAAACAGCUAAUACUCUAAGAAAAUAUAUAAUUACAGAAAGUGUUGAUCAAUUCUAAAUUGAUAAGAAGAAAGAUGGAGAAGGAUACAUUUAUAGUGAAGUAAUAAAAAAGAAGAAUAAACAUUUAGUUUUAUUAUAAUUAUAAUUAUUUCAUACACAACAUAAAGUGAUAGUAAAUAUAUUCGAAAAUAAGACAGAUUAUUUUUAAUAAAAAGAAUUAACAUUCACUUAUAUUUAAUCUGUAGUACCUAAUUUUUAAUUCCUUAUCAAGACACGUAAUUAUUUUAAGGCUUUAUAAAGAUUAGUUGAAGUACUUAAAUAAAAAUAAUGA
Paramecium pentaurelia is the source of this 5316-nucleotide messenger RNA. NCBI's taxonomy places the organism in Eukaryota, Ciliophora, Oligohymenophorea, Peniculida, Parameciidae. The record is from the annotation of a GenBank genome assembly.